AUGGGACAGUACUUGGCUCCGAGUAGCGAUCAGAAUCAGCUCGUACCUGUUCCAUCAAGCGAUAUCGAAGUGUUGCUCGAUAGGAAUCAGAUUGUUCUAUCGGACGAACGAAGUUGCGAUCGCAACACUCAAAUCGAUUCAGAACCAAGCACAAAUCUAGAAUCGACGGUUUUGGAAAGUAGUGAAGAAAAAUCACUCAACGGUCAAGCAAAACCUCAAGAGAAAGGCUAUGAAGAGUUCCGGAAGAGUCUAAUCCGGAACAGCCACAAGAAAGCAUCGUCGUUAUCUGUCCCGGCCAGUUCAGCAGAAAGAAAAUCUUCCCAAACGACGAGUGUUGGUCCUGGUCCAAGUGCAUCCGUUCCGUCUGCAGCUGCCGACGACGACGAGAAGCCACAAAAACCAAAAACCGGUGGCGGCGGUUCGAAAAUUGAUGAGCGAGGUUCAACGGUCGUCAUUUAUAAAAAUGCACUGGGCGAGCGGCUAAUAGUGGCCGAGGGUGGUGGCCAGCACCAGAAUCGACCACCGACACCGGCGCACGAGGAGUCCGAUUACAAGACUGCUGCCGCGUGGGACUCGAGCGAGAGCAGCGUUUGCAGCAGCAUCCUGGUAAUUGACGAUAUGCGGCAAUCGUCGGUGCCAAUUAGGACACCGGGGGGUCGUGCUGCGAGUAAUGACAGUAACGAGCCAAGAAAGUGGCGGGAGAUUUUCGAGCAUCAGCUAAGCCCUCGCGGGACUAACGACGCCGGCCGGAAGAGGACGAUAAAUUAUGAAUUGUCCCGGGAUGGUGCAAGCGAUGCCACGACGACUGCCACCGUCACCCAAAGGAUACGGGCUUCCCUGAACGAUGACGGGAGGGACGGCAUGAAGCCAUCGUUGGUGCUCAAGUGCGAUCCCAAGACGUACGUGCUCAACCUGAAGAUUAAGGUGCCUCGGGAUUCGGAUGGGAAGAAGCAGGAGCAGCAGUCUGAGAGUAACGGGUCGAAGAAGUGAUUUUGAGAUUUGUUUUCCGA
Messenger RNA from Culex pipiens pallens (northern house mosquito), 1010 nucleotides. RefSeq lists its product as uncharacterized. The record is from RefSeq and is a predicted model, not a curated record. The transcript has 4 exons. The coding region runs from base 1 to 990 and encodes 329 amino acids. NCBI's taxonomy places the organism in Eukaryota, Metazoa, Arthropoda, Insecta, Diptera, Culicidae.